Molecule: messenger RNA, 1199 nt
Organism: Drosophila bipectinata
Lineage: Eukaryota; Metazoa; Arthropoda; Insecta; Diptera; Drosophilidae
Product: ribosome biogenesis regulatory protein homolog
Biological process (GO): ribosomal large subunit biogenesis; endonucleolytic cleavage in ITS1 to separate SSU-rRNA from 5.8S rRNA and LSU-rRNA from tricistronic rRNA transcript (SSU-rRNA, 5.8S rRNA, LSU-rRNA); ribosome biogenesis
Cellular component (GO): nucleus; preribosome, large subunit precursor; nucleolus
Molecular function (GO): protein binding
Source: RefSeq, a predicted model, not a curated record
CACACUUGUAAAUCAACUAUCUGGCAACACUAGUCAGCACGUGUAAAGGAAAUUCUUCUGUUUAUUCCCCGCAAAAUGGAUGUUGUCAAAGAAGUUUUAGCCAAACACCAAAAAGAAUUGGACAAAUAUAAGCCCAUUACAGUUGAGAAGCAUUUGGAAUGUCGCCUGGACGUGGGAACCUUACUAAUCACAGACCCCAACGACUUGGAUGACCGGGAACUGAGGGAUAACAAAGAAGAGUACCUGACAGCCUUGACCCGGGACAAUACGCAGCUGCUGGUAAAUGCGAUCUGGGAACUGCCUACGGAGCGGGUGGAUGAGAGCAUCGUGGCCAAACUGCCGGAACCAACCACAGUACUACCUCGGCUCCGGAAGGUGCCUGGUCCUCGGCCUCUCACCAAGUGGGAGAAGUUUGCUAAAGAAAAGGGCAUUACCAAGAAAAAGAAGGAAAAGAAAACCUACGAUGAGACCAUGGAUAAAUGGGUGCCCACGUAUGGCUUCAAACGGGCCGAGGCUGAAAAGGCUAAGGAUUGGGUGCUUGAAGUGCCCCAGAAUGUGGAUCCAAACACAGAUAUGUUCCAGAAAAAGAUUGACCUGCGCAACGAAAAGGUGGCCAAAAACGAAAUUCAACGCAUGAAGAACAUUGUGCGGGCUAAGAAGGUUGAUAUGCCUCGCAGCGGCUACCUGGGACCUGAGGCGGCCUCUUCCAGUCAGCUACUCACAGCUGUAACUGUUGCCAAAUCGUCAACCGCCUCUGUGGGCAAAUUCCAAAACAAACUGCCCAAGGAGAAGGAGGCACGCGGACUGGGUGUGAAAGAAUUGAUACCAGGUGGCAAACGCAAGCAGUCACAUAUCUCACAGCAACCGGAAAAGGAGGCCAAUCUGGACCUUAUUAAGAGCGUGUUAAAUAAAAAACCGAAACUGGAUGUGGAAAAGGCGAUAUCGCUACAGAAACGUGAUGAUCGCUUGGCACGCGAGGCGGAAGGUGCCGAUCAACCCGCGAAAAAAGGCAAGCCUAAGGGCAAGGGCAGUCGCAAGGCUGUGGGCAAGAAACCCAAGGGUAACCGAGGACAGAGGGCACCUGGCAAGAAGGCGCAAGCUGGACGCAAACGUCGUUAGAAGAAAAUGUUUUAGGAAUUUUUUAUUAACAAAAAAACAACCCACACUUAUGCUUAAUAAAUCUUAGACAUAAAACAAUA